Molecule: messenger RNA, 1247 nt
Organism: Quercus lobata
Lineage: Eukaryota; Viridiplantae; Streptophyta; Magnoliopsida; Fagales; Fagaceae
Product: B3 domain-containing protein At1g05920-like
Exons: 1
Coding region: 605-1189 (194 amino acids)
Molecular function (GO): DNA binding
Source: RefSeq, a predicted model, not a curated record
CUUUCUGUCUGAUUGCUUUGUUAAUCAAAUUCCUUUCUCACUCUCUCUAGAGAUGGAGCAAAAAGAAAUUUUGGUCUUUGAAAUAUUGCUCCGAAUUCCGUUCCUCGACUCACAAUGCCAGUUCAGAUCUGGGUAUUGUUUCAAACCCAUUUGGGGUGACCACAGAAGAAGAUCAAACUUCGCUAAUUCUAAACCCCAAUCCCAUCCCCAAUUUCCAAUUUUGAAUCUCAAAAGGAAGAGGGAUUUUGGGUUUCGGCCAGAACUUCCUGCUAACGCUAAACCCCAUUUGGACGUGGGUUCUGAUCUUGAUGAAAAUCCAAAGCCCCACAAGAUCAAACAGCUGAAAAUAAUCCCACCCAAAAAGCUACCUAACUCCUGCUCUGUUACUCCCAUUCGGUUCUCUUUUGACGCCUUGGUUGAGGUUGCGUCUCUAGAAAUAGAAAAAUUUGACAAGUUUGCAAGAUUGAUACAAGAGAAGGCUCUCAAGAAGCCAAUCUUUAUCCAAGAAAAGGUCAAGAGUGCUGCUGUUUAAAAGAGACCAAGAUUUGGACAUGAUGAUGAUCAAGAUUAGGGUUUGGAAUUGGAAACCAAGAAACAGAGGGCAAUGGUUAUGCAAGAAAAGGUCAUGGGCUCUGCCUUUGCUAUUCAAGAUUGGGGUUUGGAGGCCAAGAAAAAGAAGCAAUGCUCGAUGCCAACCAAGAAAGCGAUUGUGGGUCCACCCCCACCACCCAUCCUGCCUCCAGAGUUCAAGGAUGUGAUCAAUACAUUGAAUGGGCGUGAUGAAUUGCUAGUGAUACAAAAAAAGCUGUUCAAGACUGACAUAACAAAGGGUAACAACCGGUUUUCAAUACCUUUGAGACAAAUAGUGAGGGAGGAUUUCUUGUCUAAGCAAGAGAAAAAGGAACUUAGAGCAUGGCAAGAAAUCCCUGCGAGACUCAUCAAUUCCAAGCUUCAAAUUUUUAAUGACGUAGUUUUGAUUCAGUGGGACAUGCCUAAGGAUACGAGAAAUACAAGUUCAACAUAUGCAUUGAAAACCGAUUGGAACAAUGUUCGGCUAUCGAAUGAUCUCAAGGAAGGUGAUUUAGUGCAACUUUGGUCAUUCCAGGUUGGCCAACAAGCUUGUGAAGACGCCUCUUCUUCUACUGCUACAAACAAAGGACAACUCUGUUUUGCCCUUGUGUUGCUUUAGAAAGCAUAAAGCUGAAGCUGUGAUUUUUAUUUAUUUAUUAUUAUUAUAAAAUUGUGUU